Molecule: messenger RNA, 2787 nt
Organism: Syngnathus acus (greater pipefish)
Lineage: Eukaryota; Metazoa; Chordata; Actinopteri; Syngnathiformes; Syngnathidae
Product: extracellular calcium-sensing receptor-like
Exons: 10
Biological process (GO): G protein-coupled receptor signaling pathway
Cellular component (GO): membrane
Molecular function (GO): G protein-coupled receptor activity
Source: RefSeq, a predicted model, not a curated record
CUCCACUCGCCGGUGGCCUUCCUCAGCCCCGCUGGUGAUUCUGGUCGGGCUUGUGAGCAGGCAGCCGGGCCACAUGACGGCAGUUCCGCAGGCGGCUCACUCGCUGACUUGUUCCCGGUGGGGAGCGCCCGCUAGCCCGGGGCUUUUCCAGGAUGGAGAUGUCGUCAUUGGCGGACUCUUUCAUAUCCACUACCAACCUCCUGACAUAGACUACGAUUUUGUUGGUGAACCAGACGACAAAGAAUGUACCGGCUUAGAGCAACACCCCUUACAGUACAUUUACUCCAUGGUGUUUGCCGUGGAGGAGAUCAACCGGAGUCCUCGCCUGUUGCCGGGUGUGACCUUGGGCUACCACAUCCACGACAGCUGCGCCUUGCACCCGUGGGCCACGCAGGCAGCCCUCUCGCUGGUGAGCGGAGGCGGCAGCACCUGCGACCCUGCCGAAACCCCGCAGGACGGUUCUGGAGAAAGCUACAGGAAAGGUGUUCCGUUGAUCAUCGGUGGUGCUUCAUCCAAAACGGCCAUGAUACUCUCCAAUGUGCUGGGGCCACUCUCUGUGCCUUUAAUGAGCUAUCAGUCGAGCUGUCCUUGUUUGAGCGACAGGCGCCAGUAUCCCAACUUCUUCCGGACCAUCCCUAGCGACAUCUACCAAGCACGGGCCAUUGCCAGGCUGGCCAUACACUUCAAGUGGACCUGGAUCGGCGCCGUUGUUGCAAACAAUGACUACGGUCUGGUGGCUGUCAAGGUGUUCCAGGAGGAGAGCGAGGGAUCCGGGGUAUGUCUGUCCUUUGUGGAGACUCUGAAUAGAGAAAACAUUGUGAAUGAUGCCAGGAGAGCUGCCCUCGCCAUUAAAGCAUCAAGCGCCAGAGUGAUCCUGAUCUUCACGUGGUACACGGACGUCAGGGAGCUGUUCCUGCAACUGGCCCAACUGAACGUGACAGACAGGCAGUUCUUUGCCAGCGAGGCCUGGAGCACCAGCGGCGAGCUUCUCCAACACCCCGUCACGGCAAAAGUGGCGAGCGGAGUCCUGGGCACGGCCAUCCGGAGCUCGCCCAUCGUCGGAUUCGAAGAUUACCUCCGAAGCUUGACCCCGUCGCGUCGCCCGGGUGAUUACAUCUUGAGGGACUUUUGGGAGACGCAGUUCGCUUGUACCCCUCGGCUAUCCGACGGCACAAUUGCGUCUGACCACACGGCCUCCCCGCCCCUGUGCCGAGGGGACGAGUCCCUGGAGGGAGUGGACAAUCUGUUCAUGGACACCUCGCAACUGCGGCAGGCCUACAAUGUCUACCUGGCUGUUUACGCCGCUGCUCACGCCCUUCACGACAGCCUCGACUGUCCUGACAGCUUCUCCGGGGACGGCAGCUCCGCCUGCUCCUCCCCCGCAAAUGUUAAACCUGCUGAGGUAAAGACACUUUGAUUUUCUUGACUAAUCUACAAUACAACAACAUUUAUGUCACUGUCCCCUUUUCAGCUGCUGCAGCGCCUAAAUGAAGUCAACUUCACCACCCCGCAGGGGGAGCAACUUUAUUUCCAAGGCGCCGACAUCCCCGCCAAGUAUGACCUGGUCAACUGGCAGAAGAGCCCCGACGGCUCCCUGAAACUUGUUCUGAUCGGCCGAGUGGACGGCUACGAGAUCCACAUGAACGACACGGCCGUGCAGUGGCACUCGGGAUCCAGUCAGGCGCCCGCGUCAACGUGCAGUGAGAGUUGUCCUCCCGGUAGCCGGGUGGCCAUCAGGAAAGGAGAACCCGUGUGUUGCUUUGACUGCAUCCCGUGUGGCGAAGGACAAAUAAGCAACAUGACCAAUUCGCCCAAUUGUGACCGCUGUCCACUUGAGUUCUGGUCCAACGAGGACCAUACGUUCUGCGUCCUCCGCCAGCUGCACUUCCUGGCCUUCAACGAGACUUUAGGGAUUACCCUCACUGCGGUAGCCGUUUCUGGUACCAUGGUGACCACCGCUGUUUUCGUGGUAUUCGUCUACUACAGACAAACUCCCGUGGUCCGAGCCAACAAUUCAGAACUGAGCUUCCUUCUCCUCUUGUCUCUCAACCUCUGCUUCCUAUGCUCGCUGCUGUUCAUCGGCCGGCCGUCCGUUUGGACUUGUCGCUUCCAGCAGGCCGCCUUCGGCAUUAGUUUUGUGCUCUCCGUGUCUUGCCUGCAAGUCAAGACCAUCGUGGUCCUGGCGGCCUUCCGCUCGGCUCGGCCUGGCGCCGAGGCCUUGAUGAAGUGGUUCGGUCCGAGCCAACAGAGAGGGAGUGUCUGUGUAUUCACCUGCAUACAGAUCAUUAUCUGUAUAAUUUGGCUGUCCCUGAGCCCGCCCCAACCGAAACCGGACUAUGAUACCCCGGGGUUAAAGGUGACCCUCAAGUGUGACAUGGUCUCAGUGCUGGGCUUCUCUCUGGUGCUGGGCUACAUCGGCCUGCUGGCCUGCACAUGCCUCCUGCUGGCCUUCCUAGCUAGGAAACUGCCCGACAACUUCAACGAGGCCAAGCUGAUCACCUUCAGCAUGCUCAUCUUCUGCGCAGUGUGGGUCGCCUUCGUGCCCGCCUACAUCAGCUCGCCCGGGAAGUACACGGUCGCCGUGGAGAUCUUUGCCAUUCUGGCCUCCAGCUACGGCUUGCUUUUUUGUAUAUUUGCUCCAAAGUGUUUUAUCAUUCUUGUGAGGCCAGAGAGAAACACCAAGAAACAUUUGAUGGCCAGGUAGCAACCACUUGUCAGGUUAUCAUUUAUUUCAAUGCACUACAUAUGAAAUGUAAGAUUUUUUUCGGAUUUGUCAUAAUGCAAGUU